CUGGAGGCAGAGGGGAGCCGGGAUGUGGGGUUCCAGCAGAUGUUUGUGUUCCUCAGAACGCCCCAAAGCCAGCUCCCUGCGUUCCAGUGACAGGUGCUGUGCCCGGGAGGAGCACUAUGAAGAAGGUGAAGAAUGCCUGCCCUGCUGCCCAUUCCUUCUGGAAUCCCAGAGGAAGCAAAAGAAAAACCACACCAGCAAACUCCAUGAGUUGGCAUUGCUGCUACCUGUGGCCCCGAGGACCAGUAGCAAGAAGCUCACCAAGAAGGAGAUUCUGCUGCAUGUCCUGCACUACAUCCAGCACCUGCAGAGAAACAUCGAUGUGGCCCAGGCCCUGCUAACCUUCCACGCCGCCAACGGGGAGGGCGAAGUCGAGGGGCGGGGUCGGAACCCCACCGCGGGCUCGGGGAGGCGCAGACACCGCACCCCAUCCAGCCCCCCACACUCUUGUAAGUGCUGUGUCAGGGGAGCCUGUCAGAAACCUCGGAAGAAGAAGCUGACCCGAGCCGCAGAACGCCAGACCCGGACCCAGAACCCUCGUCGCUGUCUGGCCCUGGACAAGCCCAAGAAGCAGGUGGCCGCACCCGCAGACCAGAAGGGAGGAAACACGGAGGGGACGGCUGCUCCUCCAAGAUGCGCUGACUCCUACACGCGCCCCGAGGCUGCCUUGUCCUGGCCUCAAGGCCGCUCCUGCAAAAACAGCGCCCAGGAUGAUGGGCCCUACUCUGCCUCCGGGGCCCAGCAAGGGGCCGAGAGGACCUAUUUGGUCAACGGAACACAGUCGUAUCUCAGGCAGAAGCUGGCCUUCUACGAGUCCAGCGAGGAGGUGGACAAGGAGACCGCAGGCGCUGACCCUUGGCUUCCUGCCUGGACCCCAGAGGGCACCCCCCUAGGGAGCCCGCUGGCUUUGGGGCCGCCUCAGACUGACACCCAGAGUGUGACGGGCCCCCUGAGCGAGAUCCUAGGCCUCAGUCCCUCCCUCUUCAGCUCCCCGGGAAAAGCGCUGCCGGCAGAGACCCUGGAGGACAGCAGCCUCUACCUGACCCAAGCUCUCUUUGAAGAAAUUUUCUUAGAUGCUGUGUCUUCACCUUCUGACUGCGUGCUGCAGGUUCCGCAGAAGGAGGGCCUUCCUGACUCCCUCGGCCUGUGCCAGUGCGUGGGGCCGCAGGACCACCCGUCGCUGAGUGAGGACAGCUCCAGCUCCCAGGACUCGGUCACCGACACGGACUCGGAGGUGGCGUGGGUGCAGCAGGACACUCCGGCCGACCCCGAGGGCCCCAAGUCCAUGAGCGAUGAGGACGGAGACUACACCUGGACUCCCAGCUGCCAGGUCGCGACCUUGCCCUCGGCCAGGAGGAAGGCCCGAAAGGGCCAGGCAGGCAGGGGCCCCGUGAAGCCCAAGAACAAGAAAGCCCCCUGCUCCGCUCAGACGAAGAAAAAGUGUGUCAACGGCUUCAUCAUGUUCUGCAGGAUGAACCGGAAGCAGUAUAUCCGGGCCUGCCCGGGGACGGCAUCCACGGCUGCCACCAAAGAACUGGCCCAGCUCUGGCGGGAGAUGACGGAGCAGGAGCGGAAACCUUACUGCAUCAAGGCGCGGAGAUUCAGCCGCCAGCACAACCGGAUCGUGAAGAAAGAGAGCUCCAGCAGCGGUGACGAGGACUGGGGGGUGCCCAAGCCCUUCUACCAGCUGCUGGCGGACAGGGCCCGCUCCGCCUCGGCGCCCGCCGCUCAGCCGCCUUCGCACCGCGAAUGAGAGGGCGCCUCGCCUCGCCUCCCCGCCGCCUCGCAGCUCCGCGGCUGGACGGAAACCGGGAGCGUGCGGGGAGAGGCUGUUGCCCCUCCUGGGCCUCACGCCCGCCGGCGAGGUCCCCUUGGCCAGUUCGCUCCGGCUGGCAGGCGGAGGGUUUUCUGAUUCCGAAGUUUUGUGUGUUUGUUUUCACGUGGGCAGCUGAACCCGCCCUUCCACAGCUCCUUUCUCCCCGGGAAGGAGGCCCUGGGUGAAAUGCAGGGAGGUGAAGUUCCCGAGAAGGGGCUCCCCCACCCCCACCUGCUGACCUGCCUUGGCCCGCCCCAGGAUGAAAUGGUUUCAACCCUGUUCGUUCUCACCUUAUC
Messenger RNA from Artibeus jamaicensis (Jamaican fruit-eating bat), 2109 nucleotides. It is a transcript of the gene MEIOSIN, whose product is annotated as meiosis initiator. The transcript has 15 exons. The record is from RefSeq and is a predicted model, not a curated record. Gene Ontology annotation, molecular function: protein dimerization activity. The coding region runs from base 23 to 1750 and encodes 575 amino acids. NCBI's taxonomy places the organism in Eukaryota, Metazoa, Chordata, Mammalia, Chiroptera, Phyllostomidae.